Messenger RNA from Fukomys damarensis (Damara mole-rat), 3981 nucleotides. RefSeq names its product ARVCF delta catenin family member (gene Arvcf). Gene Ontology annotation, biological process: cell-cell junction assembly; cell-cell adhesion. The record is from RefSeq and is a predicted model, not a curated record. Gene Ontology annotation, molecular function: cadherin binding. Gene Ontology annotation, cellular component: cytoplasm; plasma membrane; adherens junction. Lineage: Eukaryota; Metazoa; Chordata; Mammalia; Rodentia; Bathyergidae. The transcript has 20 exons.
AAUGGGCGUAAAAACAACCUGAUCUGCCCUAGAGAAAGCCGGCUGGUGCCCUGGCCAUGGAAGACUGCAACGUGCACUCGGCAGCCAGCAUCCUGGCCUCAGUGAAGGAGCAGGAAGCCCGCUUCGAGCGGCUGACCCAGGCACUGGAGCAGGAACGGCGCCAUGUUGCCCUGCAGCUGGAGCAUGCCCAGCAACCUAGCAUGGGCAGUGGUGGUAUGGGCAGUGGGCAGUCCCUGCCAAUGGCAUGGCAACAACUAGUUUUGCAGGAGCACAGCCCAGGCAGCCAGGCAUCGCUGGCCACAAUGCCAGAGGCACCUGAGGUGCUCGAGGAGACUGUGACAGUGGAAGAGGACCCUGGCACGCCCACCUCCCACGUGUCCAUUGUCACAUCUGAAGAUGGAACAACCCGGCGUACGGAAACCAAGGUCACCAAGACAGUCAAGACAGUGACCACGAGGACAGUACGCCAGGUGCCUUUGGGCCCAGAUGGACUCCCCCUGCUGGAUGGCGGCCCCCUGCUUGGCCCUUUUGCUGAUGGCCCCCUGGACCGGCAUUUCCUGCUUCGCAGUGGUGGCCCGGCAGCCACACUUUCCCGAGCCUACCUCAGCAGUGGGGGUGGCUUUCCCGACGUCCCCGAGCUUCGUGAUGGCCCUAACUAUGGCAGCCUGUCCCGAGGGCUCGGAGUGCGACCUCCGCGCACUGGUCCCCUUGGCUCCGGACCUGGCGAUGGGUGCUUUACACUGCCUGGCCGCCGGGAGGCCUUCCCUAUGGGUUCUGAGCCUGGGCCGCAGAGCGGCCGCUCGCUGCCUGAGCGUUUCCAGGCAGAGCCCUAUGGCUUGGAGGAUGACACACGCAGCCUGGCUGCUGAUGAUGAGGGUGGCCCUGAGCUGGAGCCCAACUAUGGCACAGCCACACGGAGGAGACCUGACUGUGGGCGGGGCCUCCGUGCCAGGACCUAUGAGGAGACCACAGAUGACGCUGGUGAGCUGAUCGACGAGAGGCCCCCAUUCCUGGCAGCAACAGCUCCACUAGCCCAGCCCGAGCGGGGCAGCCUGGGCAGCCUGGACCGGGUGGUGCGGCGCUCGCCUUCAGUGGACACGGCUGAAGUCCUGAAGCCAUGACGCUGGUGAGCUGAUCGACGAGAGGCCCCCAUUCCUGGCAGCAACAGCUCCACUAGCCCAGCCCGAGCGGGGCAGCCUGGGCAGCCUGGACCGGGUGGUGCGGCGCUCGCCUUCAGUGGACACAGCAGGCUGCCCCUCCUCGUAGCGCUGCUGGACCACCCUCGGGCAGAGGUGCGGCGCCGGGCCUGUGGGGCCCUGCGCAACCUCUCUUAUGGCCGUGACACUGACAACAAGGCAGCUAUCCGCGACUGCGGCGGUGUCCCCGCCUUGGUGCGCCUGCUGCGGGCUGCCCGUGACAACGAGGUCCGCGAGCUGGUCACCGGCACACUGUGGAACCUGUCAUCCUAUGAGCCCCUGAAGAUGGCCAUCAUUGACCACGGCUUGCAGACGCUGACACACGAGGUCAUCGUGCCCCACUCAGGCUGGGAGCAGGAACCGAACGAGGACUCCAAGCCUCGAGAUGCCGAGUGGACGACUGUUUUCAAGAACACGUCAGGCUGCUUGAGGAAUGUGAGCUCUGAUGGUGCCGAGGCCCGGCGGCGACUCCGAGAGUGUGAGGGUCUGGUGGAUGCCCUCCUGCAUGCGCUGCAGUCAGCUGUGGGCAGGAAGGACACAGACAACAAGUCAGUGGAGAACUGCGUGUGCAUCAUGCGGAACCUGUCCUACCAUGUGCACAAGGAGGUGCCCGGUGCUGACAGGUACCAAGAGGCUGAACUCGGGCCCCCAGGCAGCGCUGCAGCCUCCCAGCGCCGGAGGAGGGAUGACACCAGCUGCUUUGGUGCCAAGAAGGCCAAAGAGGAGUGGUUCCAUCAAGGGAAGAAGGAUAGUGAGAUGGACCGGAACUUUGACACGCUGGACCUGCCCAAGAGAACUGAGGCUGCCAAAGGCUUUGAGCUGCUGUAUCAGCCCGAGGUGGUACGUCUCUACCUCUCCCUCCUUACGGAGAGCCGGAACUUCAACACCCUGGAGGCUGCUGCUGGUGCUUUACAAAACCUCAGUGCCGGGAACUGGAUGUGGGCCACAUACAUCCGUGCCACGGUGCGCAAGGAGCGCGGGCUGCCGGUGCUGGUGGAGCUGCUGCAGUCGGAGACGGACAAAGUGGUGCGUGCUGUGGCCAUCGCACUGCGCAACCUCUCACUGGACCGGCGCAACAAAGACCUCAUAGGGAGCUAUGCCCUGGCUGAGCUCGUGCGGAACGUGCGCAGUGCACAAGCCCCUCCACAUCCCGGGGCCCGCUUGGAGGAGGACACGGUGGUGGCCGUGCUCAACACCAUCCACGAGAUCGUGUCUGGUAGCCUGGACAACGUGCGCUCGCUCCUGCAGGCCCACGGUGUGCCGGCGCUGGUGGCGCUGGUGGCAGCCAGCCCGUCAGUUCGCGAGGCGAAGGCAGCCUCGCAUGUGCUGCAGACCGUGUGGAGCUACAAGGAGCUGCGCAGUGCCCUGCAGAGGGAUGGCUGGACCAAGGCACGCUUCCAGUCAGCUGCUACCACCCCCAAGGGCCCCAAGGGAGCACAGAGUCCUGGGGGCUUCGACGACAGCACACUGCCCCUGGUGGACAAGAGCCUUGAUGGUGAGAAGGCGGGCAGCCGGGAUGUGAUCCCCAUGGACGCACUUGGCCCAGACGGAUACUCUACUGUGGAGCAGAGAGAGCGGAGGGCCCUGGGCAGCAGCUCUGCAGGGGAGGCCUCUGAGAAGGAACCAUUAAAACCCGACCCCAGCAGGAAGGCCCCUCCUCCCGGGCCCAACAGGCCUGCGGUCAGGCUGGUGGACGCCGUGGGGGACUCUAAGCCUCAGCCUGUUGACUCCUGGGUCUAGUUUGCAUGCCUGGGCCCGGGUUCAGCCAUUUGUCCUUAGAGAUUGGAUCACCAGGAGAAGGGCCAUCCUGGGCAGACCCUGUCGUGGAGCUUGGAGCCCUCUGGUGGCAGGGGUUGGCGGAGCCUGCUGCCCUGAGCCAGGCCGGGAUUCUCUGCAUACUCUCCUCUCCCUCCGUCCCUCCGCUCUCCUGACCUACUCCUAGGCCUGUUAGCUGUUUGAUGACCUGGCGCUGUGUGUGAGUGGGUGGGAGAAUGUCGGGCCGGGGCCCAGGGAGGCAUUAGGGGAGGGAGCCUGGCUUUGCUCCGGCAGAAUAGGAGAGAGUAUACCCUGUGUGCAAGUGCCCCGAGGAGCAAAAGACUGGGGAAGGAGAUCCCGGGGAUAGGCGGCCAGGCAGGGAGGGUCUUGGGUGAGGCAGUUGAAUUCCAAGCGGAUCCCCUGGCCAGGGCCCCGCCCCACAUGGCAGGCUGACCAUGGGCAGCUUGGGGCUGCUCUACGAGGGUUGGCCCAGGCAGGGAGGCUUUGGAGGCAGCAAGGUGGGGGUCAGCCUCUGCUUACCCCUUCCACCCUUGGAGUCCUGGAUGGGUGGGACCCUCGAGCAGAGGGAACCUGCACUGAGCCCCUUCUGGCUAGGGCCAUCAUGGCUGCCCCACUGCAUCUGUCCAGAACCUCAGUAACCUCCAGGACUGAGCUCCAGCGGUGGCAGGAGACUGCUGUUCAGUGCCUGCUGUUUGUGACUUAAAAACAGAAAAAAAACACUGAUAAAAAGCAUUUAAAAUGAAACCAAAAUAAGAUUGUAUUGGUAAACAUCUAAAUUUUUGUAAGAAAAUUUAAAAAUUAAAAAAAGGAACAAAGGAACUUCUUGUCUCCCUCGUCACCGUCCUACUUAAAAUCCGCCCGGCCCCUCUCUUGAUGCUGACAGUGAAGGGUGGGGAAUUGGGCAGAGACAAACCCCAAGUUGCAGUCUGCUGUGACCAGCAGGCGCCGACCCUUGGGCUUCUCCCCACAUCUGGGCCCAGAGGAGUGGGCUGGCUUCUGGGUGGUCAGC